CCGGGGGGCCUCCAUCAAUGGGGGCGAGUUGGCCUUUUCUCCCGCAUGCUGGGGCUGGUCCCCAAUUAUAAUCAUACCGACAAGUCGAUCGCUGUGGUGGCGUGGGAGCUCACCGAGCUCAUGGGGCACGUGGUCUGCGUCGUCGACCCGUGCUCCGCCACGCCUUGGUUCCUGCGCAUAGUCCUGAUGCCGGACUUCCUCUUCUUGGGCCUACACUGGGCCGGUACCGAUGUACCUGUUUCUUCCCUCGGUACAUACUACCACUUCCUUGUGGCUGCCAUCAGUCAACGGCCCUUGGCAACAGGGGCUAUGGCAUGCUACCCACUCCCAUUCAACACGGAGUGGCUCAACCUCUUCUGCGCACUCGAAGCGCAUCUGGGCGGUAAGGCUGGAGACAUCGACCACCUUCCGCCCAGCAUGUCAUCAAUCCCUGCUGCCGCCGCCGCCGCCGCCGCCAACGUCCCCGACGCCACGGCCGUGUCAAGCUUCGCGCCGGCCGUCGCCGCCUUGGACGUCGACAUGGAGGAGGUUGAGGAGGAAACUGGGGUGGUCGGUGGAGUUAUGGGUUCGGGUUCGGGGGUCGCCGGGGGUUCCGCUGGGGGUUCUGUUGGUGGUUCUGUUGGGGGGGGGGCAUUGCCCCAAUUGUCACCAGGGACGGCCGGGUGA
Penicillium subrubescens is the source of this 666-nucleotide messenger RNA. RefSeq lists its product as uncharacterized. NCBI's taxonomy places the organism in Eukaryota, Fungi, Ascomycota, Eurotiomycetes, Eurotiales, Aspergillaceae. The annotation marks the transcript as partial. The record is from RefSeq and is a predicted model, not a curated record. The transcript is spliced from 2 exons.